AUGGCGAGAACGAAGGACGACGAAGGCCCGCUGUUCUUCAGGGAUGGUAUCGUUUACCGAGAAUGGGGCUACCGGCUGGCAAACCUCGAGAAAUACCCGAUCGCCGAGAUGUAUUUCGAGAAGGCGAUCCAACAGGGCCAGCAGAACGAUCUCAGGACUUAUCUGGGCCUGGGCAAGGUGCAACUGAAUUACGCCCGGUUCACCAGGGCGCUGAAGACCACCGAGAAGUGCUUGGAACUGGAUCCAACUUACUCCCACGUGAAGCACAUGCAGCUGCUGACGUUGUUUUCCAUCGGCGAGUUCGAGCACAGUUUGGUGCACGCCCAUCAGGGUUACCAAAAGUAUCCGAUCACGUUCUUGCAGCACGGGAUACUGCAGGGCAACGAAGCCAUCGAGGACUGCAUCGGCUCAGACACCGAGCCCCGAGUGCUGCAACUUCUCUCGCCGUGGAUACGCGAGCUCCAGGAGUACCGGAAGCUGCUCAUUGAAAGGCUCAAAGAGGAAGUGGACGAGCUCGCAGGCAUCGAGGAGGAGCAGUCCAAGUUCAAAGUGAACGACCUGAAAGCUCGAGCGGAGGCCGAGUUCAAGAGAUUGCAGUACCUGUUCUCGCAGAUAUACCUCGGUUACCUGGCGCACGACAGCGCGUUUUUGCAACACCUGUACGAGAACCCGGAGAAGCUCGAGUCGCCGAACAAAGAGACGACCGAGCUGCUUCGUGAUUUGAUAACGAGGAACCAUCCGAGAGCCAUUCGCAGGCAGAACGUGUUGCGGAUGCGGCGGCCGUUCUACGUGAUGAUGUUCAAGCGCAAAAGGUUACCACCGGGUCACAAGAGGACGUUGGACGAGGAGAAAAAAUUACGAAGAAGCAUCAUCGUCAUCGAAGCGAACUUCUUGUUGCACCGUUUGCACGAGAUUCGAAUGCGCAGAGACUACGUCAGGUUUUUC
Molecule: messenger RNA, 945 nt
Organism: Heterotrigona itama
Lineage: Eukaryota; Metazoa; Arthropoda; Insecta; Hymenoptera; Apidae
Source: the annotation of a GenBank genome assembly